Molecule: messenger RNA, 1190 nt
Organism: Trichogramma pretiosum
Lineage: Eukaryota; Metazoa; Arthropoda; Insecta; Hymenoptera; Trichogrammatidae
Product: nitric oxide synthase, salivary gland
Exons: 8
Coding region: 1-1122 (373 amino acids)
Biological process (GO): nitric oxide biosynthetic process
Molecular function (GO): nitric-oxide synthase activity
Source: RefSeq, a predicted model, not a curated record
AUGGCCUCUCCCGGUGAAGUAAUGCCUAACGGUCGUUCCGUGGGUAAAGAACAGGAGCAGCAGAAAGAGGAAGGGAUCGUUAAAUCUUGGAUAACUCAUGAUAAAUAUCAAGGCAAUUCAUUGCGGACAUUGCUUACAAGAUUUAUUGAUAUAUCUAAUCCUCCUAGUCCAAAUUUAUUAAAAUACUUCGCAUCAAUAGCAACGUGUGAAAAAGAAAAAUCUCGACUCAAUCAAUUGGCAUCGGACUCAUUCGUAUAUGAAGAUUGGCGACAUUGGAAAUUUCCGAAUUUAUUAGAAGUUUUGGAAGAAUUCCCUUCUGUUAAACCAUAUGCACCAGUAUUAUUACUUCAUUUGACAACUUUGCAACCAAGAUUUUACAGUAUAUCGUCAUCACCGUUGAGUCAUCAAAAUCAAAUUCAUCUUACCGUUGCUGUUGUUCAAUAUGAAACACAAGGUGGUAACGGAAACGUACAUUAUGGUGUGUGUUCGAAUUAUUUAAAAAAUGUUUCGAUAAAUGAAACAAUGUACGUCUUCAUUCGAAGUGCGGUCAAUUUUAAUAUGCCCGACAACACGAAAACGCCCAUGAUUUUAGUCGGGCCUGGAACAGGUAUUGCGCCAUUUAGAGGAUUUUGGAAUCAUCGUCAAGCUCAAAUGGAAAAUAUGAAAGAUAUUGAGUUUGGAAAAAUAUGGUUAUUUUUUGGAUGCCGCCAAAAAGAAUUAGAUUUAUAUAGAAAUGAAAAAAAUAAAAUGAUUGAGAACAAAGUUUUGGAUCGAGAAUUUUUAGCAUUGUCUCGUGAACCUGGAACUGAAAAAACUUAUGUGCAAGAUUUAAUUCAGAUCGAAGCGAUGCAUAUUUAUGAUAUGCUGGUCAAUCAGAAGGGUCAUUUUUAUGUUUGUGGAGACUGUACUAUGGCUGAAGAUGUUUAUCAAACAUUAAAACACAUAAUCAAAAUACAUGGAAAUAUGAUUGAUCAAGAAGUAGAAACUUACAUGUUAUCAAUGAGGGAUGAAAAUCGAUUCCAUGAGGAUAUUUUUGGAAUAACUCUUCGGACAGCAGAAGUACAUAAUCGAUCAAGAGAAACAGCAAGAAUUAAACUUAUUUCAAAGCCAAGAAAUGAUUGAUUAAAUUGAGUCGAUGAAAUAAUAGAUUAAACUAAACUUAACAAUAUUAUAAUUGUUUUAGUUGAUAA